This is a messenger RNA of Osmerus eperlanus (European smelt), 8782 nucleotides long. Its product is annotated as arf-GAP with GTPase, ANK repeat and PH domain-containing protein 1-like. Gene Ontology annotation, biological process: activation of GTPase activity; negative regulation of neuron apoptotic process. The transcript has 19 exons. Gene Ontology annotation, cellular component: nucleus. Lineage: Eukaryota; Metazoa; Chordata; Actinopteri; Osmeriformes; Osmeridae. The coding region runs from base 1493 to 5104 and encodes 1203 amino acids. Gene Ontology annotation, molecular function: GTPase activity; GTPase activator activity; GTP binding. The record is from RefSeq and is a predicted model, not a curated record.
AAGAUUGCUAUACGAAAAGGAGAGAGAGAGAGAGAGAGAGAGAGAGAGAGAGAGAAGGAGAGAAUCAGGGAUGGGUAGGAGGAGGCAGAGGUUUCUUCCUCCAUUUUUUGGGUUGCUCAGACACGAGUCUCAGACCGUGUCAGCCGGACAGAGAACAACCAUCUCUCUGGGUGCUUCACCCACACCUAGAGCCUUCUCCCUCCAUCCUCCUGAAGCUGGAGCAGGGCUAGCGGAGGUCUAAUGGUGGCUAGCAGAGUAGGGGGCUGAAGGCAGUGACUGCUGUGAGCAGAGGAGGAGGGGCUGGGCUGAGCUGAGCUGGUGUAUUCGCUCUGCCUCACAGACACAUUUUAUUGACUUGCUAAUUGGCUGAGACACUCGGAGGAGACUAGGACCGACGAGAGCUCCUGUACAGAGGAGGGAUACAGGCAGAAGCAUUCUGCAAUCUGCAAUCCAAAUGUCUUUUUCUCCUCUGGAGUCAUUACAAUGGAUGUAUGCAACCUCGUUGAUCUACGCAGUGUGCUUACAUGAUUCAUGCAUGACAUGAAUGCGUGUCUUUGCCUCACAUGCUAUCAGAAGAAGACUCUCAAAGCCACACGCUUUGUGACACAAGAAUGAUUUCAAUUUGGUUUUAUUUACCUUCAAACAGGUUUGUCUUUGCUUGAUCACCUAAAGUCCUUACCACAGUAAAUAUGCUUCAGUGUUAUUGAGAGUGGAAUAGGUGGAUACGUAACACAGUAUUUCUAGAACACAGGGAACACUGGGGAAUGUCACAGCAGCAUGAAGAGAGAUGGUGGAUAUUCCUCAAUACGAAUGAAGAAAUGGUCUAAAGAAAAGCCUACAUAUUCAAGCCACUUGCCUGAAGCAAACCAUCUUCUUUUCUUUUGUGGAGUGGAGUACAGUUUUUAUGGAUGAAUGCACCAAGUUCAUUUGUUGAUUCUGAUGACACCAUUUCAUAAUGAAUCAGACAAAUUCACUCUAAAAGCUGAUACAUCAACAAUGAGGAAUUUGCAGUCUGGAAAUCAUCAAUCUUAAGGAGAAGAAGCAAAAGACGUAAGGGGGUGAACUGUGAGGGACAGAGGAGGAGACUGGAGAGACCACUGUUCACAGAUCUGUUGAGAGAAGGUGAGGUAGGAUUAAAUGAAAGUGAGGAUUAAAGGUAAAGUACUGUCUAGACUUGAUUUAUGAGCAAAUCAGUGCAUUAACUGAAUGUGUAGUGAGUGUAUGUUCCACUAAUUUAUAAUACACAGUAGAUAGAUUCCUCAUUACUGGCUGAUCGCAAGCCUAAGGAAACAGCAGGGGUUCCCUUCAACAGACACAUCUCAUCACACACAGUUGGACAAUCUAACUGUAUUGCCUGAUAGGUGUAUGCUUUUUGUGGAGCUCAGCACUUCAAUUCUGAGGCCUCAAGCUUCUUCCUGUUUGCCAUGAAUGUGACCUGUGAAUCUGUCUGGGUCAAAGCGUGGGCGCUGCUGCGCUGAAGUCUGCCGCCCUCAUGAGCCACGCGGGCACACUUCAGAGACGUACCACCUACCUCAUCUCCCUCACCUUGGUCAAGGUUGAGGCUGUGCCAGGAGAUGAGAAGACCCCUAUACCCAGGAGGCAAGCAGGGGAUCCUGAGGAAGAGGUGGAGGAGGAGGUUAGCAGGACCACUGAGGAUGAAGGAGAAUGUGUAUGUGCUGAGUUUGAAGGAGAUGAUAAUACAGAGAUUGAAGAGGAGGAGCAGGAGGAAGUCAGCUAUUGUGGUCCUGUCCAAGAAAGGGGAAAACGUGAGCUAAGAGACAGUCAUGGCUUUGGACCCUCAAAAGAUAACAUGUUGGUCGGGAAAAUCAAGGACCCUCCCUUAUUACCUGUUAAAGAGUCGGUGAAAGCCUAUGGAGGGCUUUACUCUGAAGGGGGUCUGAGGAAGGAUGGAUCCCGCCCCAAGACAGAACUUUACAGGGAUCCGCCCAUUCUCUUCCUGAGGGGUGAAGAGGGAGGCGAGCCCAAUGGGGGUCGCUCCCACCUGAGCAUGCCCAUUUCUGAUCAACCUCACGUCAGCCAGAGGUCUGAGGUCCUGAUGAGGUCACACGCAGGGGCCGGGGCCAUGAGCCGACGAGAACUUAGAGAAGCCAAUCAGAGUGUACCUCCUUCUGCCAAGAGCCUUGACCGCAAGGACAACCGCGUUGGGGAUCGCUCUCCUAUGACAUCUGCAACGGCUGCCCUGGGGCCUUACAGAGCAUCCUGGGCAGACAGCGAUGGCAGGGCCACCCUCAUACGUACGGGGGCACCCAUAGUGGGAGGGUUGACUGGUGUGGUGACAAGGGACAGCCCGCGGGGGGACAAGAUGAAGACCGGGUCCACCUCUCUUCCUGCACCUCCCAACACCAAGCCCCAGAGAAAGGGCAAGAGUCGCACCCUGGACAACAGUGACCUACAUUUGUUGUCUGAGGACCUGAAAAAGGGAAAGGAGGGUGGCACAAGCCAGCGUGCCCCGGCUCGUGACCGCAAAAUGUUGAAGUUCAUCAGUGGCAUCUUCACCAAAAGCACCCCUGUGCCCCCCAGCUCCAACACUGCUCCCCCUCUCUAUACACCAGUACAGAGAGGGUCGAGUGAGGAGGAUGCGGCAUGUGCCAACAGUCAAGAAUGGACCUUCAGUCGAACUGUUCAAGAGCUUCGUUUGGGAGUUUUAGGAGGUCUCCGCAGCGGAAAGUCAGCCUUGGUCCACAGACACAUGACUGGCAGUUAUCUCCCCCUGGAGAAUCCUGAUGGGGGCAGGCACAAGAAAGAGGUGCUGAUUGAUGGACAGAGCCACCUGUUACUGAUCAGGGAAGAGACAGGACCCCUAGAUGAACAGUUUUCCAGCUGGGUGGAUGGGGUGAUCUUAGUGUUCAGUCUGGAGAAUGAGGCCAGUUUCCAAGAAGUAUAUAAGAACUACAGCCAGCUGAGCAUCCAUCGCAACAUAACAGAGAUUCCCUUCAUAGUGGUGGGCACCCAGGAUAAGAUCAGCAGCACCAACCCGCGGGUGAUCGAGGAUGCCAGGGCACGGCAGCUGUGUUCAGAUGUGAGGCGUUGUACCUACUACGAGACCUGCGCUACCUACGGCCUCAACGUGAACCGAGUGUUUACUGAGGCUGCUCAGAAAAUAAUGGCCGUUAAGAAGCAAGCUGCUCUCCUGGCUUCUUGUAAAUCCCUUCCUAACUCACCUAGUCACUCUGGAGGCUCCACCCCUGUGUCAGGAGUCUUCCCAGGGCAGGCCAGUAACGGUGGUCACAGCAGUGACUACUCGUCUUCUCUGCCCUCCACUCCUGUGAUCAGUCAUAAAGAGAUUGGGGGGGCAACAGGAGGGGAGCGGCUGGGCAGUGCCACUCCAGGGUCCGUACGCAGUGCCCCUCGCAGACGCACCUCACGUUUCGUGGGCCGUAGGGGCAGUGACUCAGAGAAGAGGAGCUCAGACCCUAAGGGAGACCUAGGCAGUGGGCGCUCCAUCCCCAUCAAACAGAGCAUAUUGCUGAAACGUAGUGGGAACUCUCUCAACAAGGAGUGGAAGAAGAAAUACGUCACACUGUCUAACAAUGGCAUGCUGUCCUAUCACUCCAGUGUUAAUGAUUACAUGCAGAAUACCCCUGGGAAGGAGAUGGACCUGCUAAGGGUAACAGUGAAGGUGCCAGGGAAGCGCCCUCCCCGAGCCGUUCCAGCGUGUGGCCCUCCGCCAGGCCUCAAUGGCCUGGUCAAAGAUGUCCAGAGUCCCGAGGGAGCCAGCUCAGUCCCUGUGAAUGUCAGCAGUCUGUUGCCAGUGGAGGAAGGGGCAGGGAUUCGGGGGGGGCUGUCCCCUGGGGGAAACAAAGGGGUGGAAAGAUGCCCCACCACACUCUCCAACAAGGCCCAAAGUGUUGACUCUUCCAUUGAAGGUCUGUCUAGACCCAUAUCUUCUAAAGAAACAGGCCUCCCUGCCUCCCCAAUGAUUGACAGGAAAAAGCACAGAAGGAAGAAGAGCAUGAACCAAAAGGGGGAUGCACAGAUUGGUCAAGCAGAAGCAAAGCGCAAAAUGUGGAAACUGAAAAGCUUUGGUAGCUUAAGAAACAUUAACAAGACAGAUGAGGAUAACUUUGACUUCCUGAUUGUUUCGAGCACGGGCCAGACAUGGCACUUUGAGGCCCACAGUGUGGAGGAGAGAGAUUCCUGGGUACAGGCCAUUGAAAGCCAGAUCUUGGCCAGCCUGCAGUUGUGUGAGAGCAGCAAAAACAAGGCUCGUAAGAACAGCCAGAGUGAGGCGGUAGCUCUGCAGGCUAUUCGUAAUGCAAAGGGCAACAACCUGUGUGGGGACUGUGAAGCACCCAACCCGACCUGGGCCAGUCUGAACCUGGGUGCACUGAUCUGCAUCGAGUGCUCAGGGAUCCACAGGAACCUUGGCACCCACCUGUCCCGUGUUCGCUCCCUUGAUCUGGAUGACCUGCCACGCGAGCUUACAUUAGUACUUAGUGCCAUUGGCAACCACCUGGCCAACAGUAUCUGGGAGGGGCGCACCCUGGGUCGCCACAAACCCACCCCUGAUGCCACCCGCGAAGAACGAGAGUCGUGGAUCAGGGCCAAGUAUGAGCAGAGGCUGUUUGUGGCGCCUCUUCUAACACCCAGUCCCAACGAUCGCCCAGAAGUCUCCCUCCAUGCCCGUCUGCUGUCAGCAGUGAUGGAGCGUGACCUCCCCCGGCUGCUGCUCCUCCUGGCCCACAGCACAAAGGAGGACAUGAAUGCCCCCCCUGGAGCACAGGCCCACAGCCCCAGCUCUCCACUUGCCCCUCUGCCUUCGUGCUCUGCCUUGCAAGCUGCAUGCCAGCUGGCUGAUGUGGUCAUGACGCAGCUUCUGAUCUGGUAUGGCAGUGAUGUGAGGUGUCGUGAUGCCCAGGGCCAAUCGGCUCUUGCGUUGGCACGUCAAGCUGGCAGUCAGGAAUGUGUCGACAUUCUCCUGCAGUAUGGCUGCCCCAAUGAACCCUCCCCCACUAUUGCCACCACGCCCAGCUUCUCUGUUGCCACCAUGCCAUGCCUCACUGUUACUACUACACCCAGUCUCUCUCGCAAUAGCAGUGCCGCCAGCCUGAGCCGCAGUAGCUCUAGAAGAGCAGUGUCAUAACCUAAAUGUUAGUAUGUGUGUGUGUGUGUGUGUGUGUUGCACAUUCGUAUUCAUAUGAUGUAUCCAUAACAAAGUCUUUAGUCUCUAGCAGGUUUCACUAAGCAACUAUGUCCUCCUAGUGUCCUCUGAAAGGUACCUGUGACUUCCCUACUGGACACAGUCACAGAUCAGCAGGCCUGAAUGAACAAGCAGCCAGUUCUGUCACCCCAAGCCUGGGGGCUAAGCUGUGAGUGGCGCCUUCUCAGUAGGCUUAUGUGUGUGUGUAUAUGUGGGAUGUAGCUACUCAGUGGGUUAUUAUUUACUCACUACUGCAACUCUGACAGCCUGCCAAAACCGACUCAAUGGCUAGAACUCUGUGGGGCAUUUCAACAGCCAAAACAGAAUUUGGGUUAUUUAAAAAUGGGUUCGGUUAACCCCUGAACCCCAUCACAAAAAGAUGGACUGAUGGACAAAAUACAGACCAAAAUGAUAGUUUUCCUCUAUGCUUAAGUAAAUAACUGCAAUAAUCAGAUUUAAGACAGUGGAUGUUUUUAUCAUUCUCACUUUGUCUCUGUGUGCUUGGGAUGUCUUUAUAAUAAGUCAUGCAAGAUAACUUCUUAACUCUAUUAUUGAAAAAGCUAACCACCAGUUUAAAGUUUAAAGAUUUGUUUCUCACUGAGAAAAUAAUCUUCCAUAAGCUUCCACCUAGCUGAUAAAUUCCCAUGCAUAUCCCCUCUACAAGAACGAAGGUUUGAUCUUGCUCAUUUUCCUGGAUGACAUUGAACUGAUAAAAACAAAAGUAGUCGAGUGGAUAAAAGGUCAACAUAACUAGGCAUUUAGCUUGUGCUGAAAUGUCCACUGUAUAAAACCAAUCACUGUUCUACUGACCCAUGAACAAUGCUACUGAGCUGAGGUUCAGGUGAAUAUAAUAAUGUCCAAUUUGUAUUUUAAGAAGAGUACAAAUAAUUGUAUAGAAAUACAUAUAUAAAAUUACUAUUAUUACAAAAAUUGUCAUAGUUAUAAAUAUUGAGAAGUGCUUCUUGUCUAAGAUUGUUAUUGUAUGUUCUAAUGUUUCUACGGUAGGUUCUUGUUUCUAAUACUAAAAAGGUUUACUCUUAUCUGUUCAAAGGUUUAUGGAUGUGACAGGUUAUGUCAUUUUGUUUUGCAAUUAGUCAGUUAUUUUCUACAUUACUUUGACAAAGACUGAGAUUUGUUCUGUCUAUUUGCGUGUGUGUUUUGGAAACAAAUGUAAAUAUAAUUAUGCUGUAGUCAAAUCUGGAACGAGUUUAAACCUACUCUACACUCUUGUGUUGCAUUCCACCCUGACAAAACGUCUGUUAAUUUCCCUCUGUGGUGGUAUUAGACAGAUUAUUCGAAAUCAUUCACAAACUUGCAGGACAGGGAAUAAUGAGUAAUAAUAAAUUAAUGAAUAUACUUAUAAUAGAUAAGUAGCAACAUUUUACUUACAAUUUUGUCUUCAACUGUCCACAAAUAAUUGGCAACAAAUGCAGUUUACUCCAUUAAUGAAAUAUUAAAGAUGGUGUAGGCAAUGUUGUUGAGAAGCACUUUUUGUCAUAUUUGCCCAAAUAAACUUCACAUCUUGAUAGCAACCAAUACAUCUAAAGGUUUGACGGUAAUAUGAAAUAAAUCUGACAUAUAUGGGUGUCGCAGGACUGUAAUAAACACAACAAAUCAUUAAGACCAUUCCAAGACUAAUUAUUGGAUGGGCUACCUGUCGGUUUACCUACCUACCUGCGCGCACUCUGCUCCUGCACUCAAUGUAUGUUACUGUAGUUUUCAACCAGGCUAGGCCAAGGUAUUUUAAAACAACCAAGCUGGUGGCACAAGAAUGGCGGAGAAAGAGCAGGCAAUAAAUCCAGUUCCAGAUUUUACAGUUAAGAGACAAGGAGAAAACAGACAAUAGUUAAAAGGGCUACUAGCAAAAAGAGAUUGGAUUUAGCAAGAAGUAAAACCAGUAAAUAUCAGUGUUGCUUUUCCACGCUGGCGAGAACUGAGGGAUUUAAAACUCUAUUAUAGAAUUUCCCAAUACUAACAUGCUAUCUUGAAAGUAGUGAGUACUAAUGUUAGACAUGUUCAUAGUGUUGUGUGUGUUCUUACAUGUGAAUGCAACAUGGGGUAAUUCCCCCCCAAAAAAGAUGCUGCUCUCAAAAGCGCUCUUUCUCUUGUGUACUAACUAGACUAGUCCCCCGGCAGUUCUGUAGUCAGGCAGCGCGUUCAUAUGUUUGUGGGAGUAGCUUUGAAGGGAGGGUGUGGGAUAUAAUGGUUUGAAUCGUUUGGAAUUGAAGCUAAAAUAGCUAGCUUUGCAAAACUUGCCUACACCAGCUUUAAUGUUCAAGCGAUUCUCAUUGAGGGUGGCCCUCUGCCACUAGAUGGCGGCACCUCCUCUUUCCUACCCUAUAUUGCGAUGUGCUUCAAGGGACAGUUCGCCCCAAAAUUUAAAAAAUGUCCUCUUACCUGUAUUAAUGCAUCUAGAUUGUUUUGUUGUGAAUUGCCAAGUUUUGGAGGCAACUGCCAUAGAGAUGUCUACCUCUCGAAUAUAAUGGAACCAGAUUGGGCAAUUUUUGUGCUGAAAGUGCCAAGUGUGGUGAAGACCAGGAUAGUUCCAUUACACUUGAAAGAAAAAACACAUCUCUACCACCGUACCCUCCAAAACUCUGCAACUCAACUUUCCUCUUACUCAGCACUUCAAGUAAGAGGAAAGAUAUGCAUUUGCGAUUUUGGGGUGAACUAUCCCUGUAAACUCAAGAGAAUGUAUCUGCGAGAGCGGUAGCUCUCUGACCUAUCUUAACAGUGUUAGUUUCAGAAAUGCAGUUUAAGUAUGAAUAAAAAAAUGCCUUGAUUAUUAGUGAAUGUAUAGCUAAGGUUGCAUUCUGAAUUCCUUGUUUUAGAUCCAAAAUGUGCUUUUUCUGUUGUUUAAACUCAUUAUUCAGGGUCACCCCGGUGUUUCACCGGGUAGAGCGUGUAUCACUUGGGCAAAGGCCUUAACGCAGGGGCCCAGGUUCCAAUACGGUCUGGGCCAGUUCCUGCAUGUCUUCCCCCUGUGUCUCUCUGCCUUUCCUCUCAAUGUCUCUGUCAAAUACAUACAAAUUAACAAAAAAACUAAACAAAAAAACAUGACCUUUCUUACGUUUACUGAAAAAAAGUGUUCUAUUUGAAUGUUUUGGUGCACUGCCACACCUCCAAACGUAAAGGGGUUUCAGCCAAAACGAAUAUCAUUCCUACAGUACAAGUGAAUCAUACAGAAGGUGUGGAGAACUUUGCUAUGACCACUGAAUACGAAAUAACGAUGGCCUUGAGAAUGUUUGCAGGUGACCAUAUCAAAAGAAUGAUGACUAAGUGGUAUGUUGCUUGAAUAUUGAUCAUAAAAUAUAAAUCUUCUCUAAUAUGAUCUUUUUCAAGUUUUUUUUUAACUUGAAAAUAAAUAUACUGUAUUGAUAACUUCAUGUGAAAAACUGUAAGCUUCUUUUUUGCUUUGCAUAGUUUUUUUUACUCAUGUAAAUAGAGCAUUAGGUAUAAAUGCAAUUACUGUCUAACCUGUGAUGCUUUAUUUAUAGACUGGGUGAUUAUUUCAUAUACAUGUGAAACUUUUACUCAAACUCAAAGAGAAAGGAAAAACAUCAUACUACAAAGCAACAGAAUAAACAUUUCAUAACAAUAUUUUGUUUUGUGUGGUUGUGC